Aspergillus steynii IBT 23096 is the source of this 456-nucleotide messenger RNA. RefSeq lists its product as uncharacterized. The record is from RefSeq and is a predicted model, not a curated record. Bases 65 to 379 code for a protein of 104 amino acids. Lineage: Eukaryota; Fungi; Ascomycota; Eurotiomycetes; Eurotiales; Aspergillaceae. The transcript has a single exon.
UACGGGAUCUUAGCACCGGUGUUGAGAGUGAAGGUCUUGCCGAGAGACAUGUUGAUGGAGAUGGAUGGAGGAUGGAAAGGGGACAGAUGAAGAGCAGAGGGAGAUGAGGAAAAAAGAGAAGAGGAAAAGAACCGAGCAGGAGGAAAAGAGCAGCAAUAAAAAUAACAGUCUGGAGUCAAUUUCUCCGGCGGGGUCUAAAAGACGCAAUGCAACGCGUGCCAAUAGUUCCCUUCGCUCUCAGGGUGACCCCCAUCUCGAUGAUUCUACCCCGCCAGGUACCCCUCGGUGGGGCAGUGCGUGGGAUUGCCCGUUUGGAGAGCGUUCCCCGGGGGUCCAGAUUCCCGAUUCUCUUGACGCUUCUGUUGGGGGUGGACAUUGAUCUUGACAGCUGUCCACAUUGACGGACCAGUUCUCCGCCAUUCGACCACAUCUAUAUUCCUAUGUUGCCUUCCCUAU